Molecule: messenger RNA, 249 nt
Organism: Erinaceus europaeus (western European hedgehog)
Lineage: Eukaryota; Metazoa; Chordata; Mammalia; Eulipotyphla; Erinaceidae
Product: beta-defensin 104A-like
Exons: 2
Coding region: 1-249 (82 amino acids)
Source: RefSeq, a predicted model, not a curated record
AUGAAUUCAGCAAGAAUUACUUCUUGUAACAAGGUCCAGUUGGAAAUAAUGACUAUAUUCCCGAAUUUUGACUGGAAUAUUACAUACACAAGAAGUGACAUGGAUGCAAACGUCAUAUGUGGUUAUGGAACUGCUCGCUGCCAGAGGAAAUGUAAAGGAAAGGAGGCCAAAAUUGGAAAGUGUCCGAAUGCUAAUUGGUGCUGCCUGAAAAGAUGGCAUCCUAACCUAUUGAAAAUUGUGAAAUAUUGA